CAAUCCAUAAGUAAUACUGACGUCUGCAGAGUCUGACUCUCAGCCGAGUUCCCCGACUCUACCCAGCGUUUAUUGACAAGAUUAUUCCCGUCAUUCUUAGUUUAGCUAAAUGGUAUAGUCGUUGUGCAUUCUCAAUGGACAUUUGGGUCUUUUCGUAAAUUCGCUCUGGCUAUCUACAGUACUCUGAUUUCAGAGCACUCUCCUCUGAGUGUAAUGAAUGUAUGAGCGCUCAACCCCCAUUGAAUAUGGCUGGUGUCAGUAAACUUCAGCAAAAGAGCGUAAUUUACAGUCACAGUUACAGUCACCAACGCUCUGGAAAACUGCCUAACCAGCUCUGCUAGGUGGGAAGCCCUAAGUAGUUCACAAGACCUCCUAGGAAGUGAGCUGGAAGGAAAGAAAGGAGCCAGGUUGCAAGAAAACAGAUGAAAGAAGAAGGGGCAACAAUGUCGGAUGAAGGGGCAAUGGCGUCCGGGGAAGGGGCAACGGCUUCGGAAGAAGGGGAAGGGGCAACGGCUUCGGAAGAAGGGGAAGGGGCAAUGGAGUCGGAAGAAGGGGCAAUGGAUGCCACUGGUAGUGAAGAGGAGUCUGAUGAAGCCUUGUCUAAUGGCAGCCCCAUACCACCUAAGAGGGGAAGGGGUAGGCCCAAAGGAUCAGGCUCCAAGAAACCUAAGAUACUGAGGGUACUAGACAAGCAGCCACGGGGCAGGCCACGUAAAGUGGUUGACCCUAAUGCUGUUUCAGCAGAGACAACUGCACCUUUGAAGUGUGGCCGGCCCAAAAAAGUUCAGCAAAAAAAAAAACUGGGUAGGCCGAGGAAGUACCUGCUGUCACCCGAGGAGGAAGAGGAGAGAAAGAUACUGAAAAGCCAACCUAGAGUGUGGAAGCCGCUCGGAAGGCCGCGCAUCCAUCCCCGCGGGGAUCCCCCUGCCACACCCACCUCUGCCGAGCCACGGAGAAGAGGCCGUCCACUCAAGGCAUCAACAGUUAGAGGUGCCCACUUACAGAAGAACCCACCUCCAACUUCUAAAGUUUCAAAGCCCCCCGCUAAAGAUGAUUCCCCGCGAAAGAGUGGCCGCCCCUUAGGCUCCUUCAAAGCCAAGAGAGCAGCAGAGACGGAUAGGUCCAACAGUUCACCCUCAGCCAAACAGGGUUGCACUGUUUCUCCAAUAGUAAGGCUUUACCGCUGCUCCAACGGUAAAGCAAAUGUGUUCGAUGAAGCUGCCUUCCAAGCCCAGAGGCAAAAAGGCAAGAGAAAGUCUGUGAACGUUGAUUAUACAGCGUAUGAUUCAGAGGAGGAAAAUGAAGAUACACAGAGAAAUGAGGAUGAAGUCUUUUCUCUAGUAGAAGAUGACAAAGAAGAGGAAAUUAAACCACGCAAUGGUCAUGGCAAGGCUAGUAAACCUGGUAAGGUAGUGGCAGCUAUUAAGAAAAAAGAAGUGGUUGUUCCUAAGAGGGGGGGCAGAAAGCCUGGCUCAAUCAAAAAGGUUGUAAAGUAAAAGGAACCUGGGCGGAGCAGACUGAACGAGUAUCAGUAGCAUCUUGUAAGAUGUUUUUUUAACAUUUUAUUAUCUCUUACCCAGCUCUUUUUUGCUUUCUCAACUAACCUAUGUGUCUGUUGGUCUUGCUGUUAUUUUUUAUGGUUUGAUGCCUUCGUGGAAACCUUGUGGAAAAGAAAAGUACUUGUUGUACUUCCUUGGUCAUCUAUAGCUUGAAUGAUGUGAAGACAAUUUCAUUGACAGUUGUUAAUCUUGUAUUAUUCUGUUCAGACUUAUCCCAUUUAGAUUUUUUCACUGGUACUGUCAUUGAUACAGUUUCUAAUUCCAUACACAUCCUAUAGUUGAUGAUAUUCUCAUUGAGGUUUGUUAAUCUUGUAUUGGUCUGUGCAGAUUUGUCCAAAUAAGCUCAAAUGGUUUAAAUCAAUUGAAUUAGUUAAGUAUUUUGUUUUUUGUUUUUUAUCUCUCCGUAAGCUCUGUAGUUUUCGAAUUGCUAAUGUCUUCUAAUUUUAUUUGCCUGAAUUGCCAAAGCUUUGAAUGUAACAACUUCCCCGUCCCAGCUAUCUUUGUUUCGAUAUAGAUGUUGUUAGUAUCACUAUCAUGGCACCCUUUUACCUAUAAAGUGCACUACUUUUGACCAAAGCCCCAUGGACCCUGGUCAAAAGUAAUGCACUAUAAGGGGAAUAUGGUGCCAUUUGGGACUGUACCCUAAUCAUAGUUGUUUUCUUUCACUUGGUUCAUUGCAUACUUCACCUUGUGGAGUCAAGACGGUACCUGUAAACUUCCAAUCCAUCAUCCUUAAGAUUUCUCUUAGAAGAUGUAUGGUUAUUCACUAUUGUGAUGGUUUUGUUUGCCAGUAUCAUCCUUGUAAUUCACUCAACAUCACUCCUCACAGUUCUUUUUAAGACUUUUUAUGUCAGCUCUUUUUACUUGUUUUUUAUCACUUGGCUUUCAUCUGAAGUGGAUGGCUUGGUUUCACAGACUCUGGGUGAUGUUGUGUGUAAAUGUUCAGAUUGUAUGUUAAACAUGUCUUCAUCUAGUCUGGUAUUUGUUUAUUUAAUUAAGUAUGUGCUGGACCAUGAUAUCAACAGUUCAUAUUGCAUUACAACUUCGUAAAUUCUGUAAUAUAAAAAUAGUAAUUGAGGUACACAACAGAAUCUAUCAUUUGUAUGAAUUCAUGUUCCUGUGACCAAAGCUUGUUAGUUUCAUGUUUUCAACUUGGUCUCUCAACUUGGUCUGUUGCUUGGAUUAAUACAAUGUUCUUCAAGAUGCAGUUAGAACUAUAGAGAUACAUACCGUAAGUUUUACCUAUGUAUUUAUCUCUGUGAUCAGAAACAGGUCUGUGAAACCUCCCCAACGUUCAUUUGAGGGUAAUGUGAAUUUCUGUUUUUUUAGAGAGAGCAAAUAUUUAGAAAGUUUCAUGUAAUAAAGUGAAAUGUCAAACUUUGUUUUUGAUGUUUUUAAUCUCAAUAAAACCUAAAAUAUGACU
Messenger RNA from Oncorhynchus mykiss (rainbow trout), 2982 nucleotides. The record is from RefSeq and is a predicted model, not a curated record. NCBI's taxonomy places the organism in Eukaryota, Metazoa, Chordata, Actinopteri, Salmoniformes, Salmonidae.